GUAACAUUACUCCACCAUACAUACAUAACCUUACUUUUAUACGUCAAAAUAAUGCGUGAAUGUGUAUAAAUUCGUAAUAUUACAAUAAAAAUUGAAAAAUAUUUAGCCAUGAUAUCUGCUACCCGUUUGUUUGUUGGGAAUCUCCCAGAUAAUACAGAAGAAAAAGAACUAUACUCAGCUUUUUCUAGUUUUGGUGAAAUUACUAGUGUGGACUUAAAAUGCAAACCUGGCGAUGCAAAAGAAAGCAAGAAGUUUGCUUUUGUAACACUAUCUGCCGGUAAUGGAGACGUGGAAUCAUGUAUUAAACACUUUACCAAGGAAGAAUUUAAAGGCAGCAGGCUGUAUGUGACUAGAGCAAGAGAAAGUUUCUUAGAAAGACUACAAAGAGAGAGGGAACUAGCCAAAAUAAAAGAAGCUGAGAAGCUUGCUGAAGAAGAAAACUUGCCUAAGAAAAACCCUGUUUUAAAAUUAAGUAGUAAGCUAAAUCCCCGGAAAAGGAAAGCAGACGAAAGUCAUGUAAAGGACCACAAUCAUAGAACUAAUAAGCUUGACAAUAAUCAAGAUGACUGGAAUAAUAUUCAUGACAGUAAGCAGAAAAAUAAGAAACAUCAAAGAGAUGGAUCUAAUUUACUUGCGGGUGAUGCUGCUGACAACAAAAAUUUAUCUGCUGCAACUGAAGCAGAUAAAAGAAAGCAUGAGGCAGAAAAGAAACGAUUGGAAAGCAUGAAAAAGAAGAGACAAGAAUUUAAAGAGAAGAAAAUGAUCAUCAAAUCUGGAUUAACUGGUGUUGAUAAGGUACAAAAUAAGAAGCUUAUAUUUUCGGAUGCAGAAGAUGACAUACCAAGGGUAACAAAAACACCUACCAAUACAAAUAAAGGAAACCAAAAUCAUACUGUUCUAUUUGAAGAUGAUGAUGCAGAUGAAUCUGACAAUGAUUUGAACUUUGAAGUUAAAAAGCAAUAUGAAGGCAAAAAGGGACAGAAGGUUUUAGAUUUGCAAUCAAGAUACAAAUCUGAUAAACGUUUCACCUUAGAUGAAAGAUUCAUUGAUGAUGAUGAGGAUGAAGAAACUGACAAUAAAGAAACCAAUACUAUCGAAGAAGUAGAAUUGGGUACAGCAGAUGAAAAAGCGAAACAAAUGAAUAUAUUACAAGAUGUACUCGGUGUUACGCUCAAACCUAAAUAUUCCGAAAAUAUUGAUAGCAAAAAAAGCAAACCUAAACUAGGUAUGCUUAGAUUUGAUCCUCAUCAACCCGAUCAUGCUAAAUUCUUGGCACCAGUUGAACCAAAACCGGACCUUACUAAAAAAACCAAGAAAAAAAAUAAAGAAAAACAAGAAGCAGUCAAAGAAGUGGAACCUGUACCAGAAGGCCCGAAAAUUGAAGUUUCGAAAGAACAGUUUUAUAAAGUCAGCGACACUUUGAAAGAAGCUAUUGCACAACCAACGCAAUUUAGUUUAAGAAGUCUAUUUGGCAAUAAAGAUAAUGAUGAUGAUGAUAAUAAUGAACCACAGGAACAGGAAACAGAUUAUAUACCCCUAGAACCACCAAAAGCAAAAAAAGUGAAAAAUCCUUUGGACCCUAAAGAAAAGAAUCCCUUUGUUUACGAUUCUUCUGACUCGGAAGCCGAGGAAGCGGAUCAAAAAGAGGACAAAGCAAAAAAAGAGGAGACCUUACCAACACCUGCCACUGAAACUAAAGCUGUGUGGAAAGAAAAUUUGUUUUUCUCCAAAUUCGAUUCUCGUCUUAAAGAUGGCCUAGAAUUCUUCAACAAAGCACCCGACAACGAAAUUCAAAAAGAAAGACGAGAGUUGAAAUCGUUGAUGAAAAAACGUAUCUAUAACAAGGACAGAAAGAAUCAAAUGUUCAAAAAGAAAAUAGGUGGCAAAAAGAAAUCUUUAAAAAAGCCAUAUAAAAAUAAAAGUUAACAAUGAUAGUGAAUAAAGAAGUAAAUAUUUACACUG
Messenger RNA from Spodoptera exigua (beet armyworm), 1962 nucleotides. The record is from the annotation of a GenBank genome assembly. Lineage: Eukaryota; Metazoa; Arthropoda; Insecta; Lepidoptera; Noctuidae.